AUGGGGAACAGGAACAAUGUGACAGAGUUUAUUCUCCUGGGGCUUACAGAGAAUCCGAAGAUGCAGAAAGUCAUAUUUGCUGUGUUUUUCAUCAUCUACAUUGUCUGUAUCACAGGAAACACGCUCAUUGUGGUCACUAUCAUCAACAGUCCACUCUUGCGGUCCCCCAUGUACUUCUUCCUGGCUUAUCUCUCCUUCAUUGAUGCCUGCUAUUCCUCCAUCAACACCCCCAAGCUGAUCACAGAUUCCCUCCAUGAAAGGAAGACCAUCAGGUUCAAUGGAUGUAUGACACAAGUCUUCGGGGAACAUUUCUUUGGUGGAGCUGAGGUCAUCCUACUUACAGUAAUGGCCUAUGACCGCUACGUGGCCAUCUGCAAACCCUUGCACUAUACAACCAUCAUGAACCGAAGGGUGUGUGGCCUCCUCGUAGGAGUUUCCUGGGUGGGUGGCUUUCUUCAUGCAAUCAUACAAAUGUUUUUCAUUAUCCAGUUACCCUUCUGCGGCCCUAACAUCAUAGACCACUUUAUGUGUGAUCUAAACCCAUUGCUCAAUCUUGCCUGUAGCGACACCCAUACUCUUGGACUUUUUGUGGCUGCCAACAGUGGAUUCAUCUGUCUGUUAAACUUCCUUCUCUUGCUGGUUUCCUACGUGGUCAUUCUGAGCUCCCUAAGGACCCACAGCUUGGAAGGCCGACGGAAAGCCCUGUCCACCUGCAUUUCCCACAUCACAGUGGUUAUCUUUGUUCCCUGCAUAUUUGUGUACAUGAGGCCUGCAGCUACUUUACCUGUUGAUAAAGCAGUGGCUAUAUUCUAUACUAUGAUAACUCCUAUGCUGAAUCCGAUAAUCUACACCCUGAGAAAUGCCCAAAUGAUAAAUGCCAUUAUGAAAUUGUGUGGUAUACAAUCUAUAUUAAGUGAUAAAUAA
Messenger RNA from Ochotona princeps (American pika), 924 nucleotides. Its product is annotated as olfactory receptor 4C13-like. NCBI's taxonomy places the organism in Eukaryota, Metazoa, Chordata, Mammalia, Lagomorpha, Ochotonidae. Gene Ontology annotation, biological process: G protein-coupled receptor signaling pathway. Gene Ontology annotation, cellular component: membrane. Gene Ontology annotation, molecular function: G protein-coupled receptor activity; olfactory receptor activity. The record is from RefSeq and is a predicted model, not a curated record.